Mizuhopecten yessoensis (Yesso scallop) is the source of this 7393-nucleotide messenger RNA. RefSeq lists its product as uncharacterized. The coding region runs from base 515 to 3520 and encodes 1001 amino acids. Lineage: Eukaryota; Metazoa; Mollusca; Bivalvia; Pectinida; Pectinidae. The transcript has 20 exons. The record is from RefSeq and is a predicted model, not a curated record.
CAGUAGCAACCAAAAUGGAGGACAGGAAUGGAACUUCCGAAACUUUUGUUUGCAAACUUGGCACAUUUGGAUAAUUUUUGUUAUGUUUGGAGAGCAACUUAAAAGAUUUAUCGACACACUGUCGAUAUAUAUCAUAUUUGAAGCACAUUUAAUGAAAAGCUGGCGACGACUAAUGUCUUACGCGAAGACGAACUCUGAUAAUCAAAGAACAGUUUCGAGGACACUUCGGCCAGGAUUUGUCAAAGUGAAAGAUUUCGGUGCUUUCUGAAGUUUCAAAAAGUUACUUAAGUACUUUUAAGGAACAAAUGACAAUAUGUUGAACUUAAGAUAUUCAAAAUGACCUUGCAAAAAUUGUCAGCUAUUAUUGGAAUAUUUGAAUCAUUCCAUGAAAAUGACAGAAAUACGUGCACACACCAUUAAUAUUUUCGGGAGCAUGUGCAUAUAAAAACUGGAUAACUGUUAUUGUUGUUUUCUAUACGGAAAUUAACAAAAUAAGCAGCUAGAUAAAAGCAUCAUGUUCAAAAAUGAAUACCAGGGUGGACCUUUUUUUGAAGUUCUUACCUUACAAGGAAAAGAAUCGUCUGCUCAUUGGAAGUUCAGUGGUGGCGUUAAGAAGGUAUAUGAUAAGGAGGUGAAGAGCUAUAUCUAUAGUUUGGAGGGGACACCAUCGACCACAAAGGUCCACUUCCCUAAGGACCAGUCACAAGCAGUUCCCCUGAUCCAGCGCUACUUAGUCAUACAACUUCACCUUGCAAAGGGCCAAGAUCUUUCCAUUGAGCUAGGAGUUGCAGACUUGGGCAAUAACAAGAGGCGACUACACUUCUCUACAGCACAGAAGGAGACCCAGGUUACCCCUCUCCAUGCCAAGAUUCCCCUCACCAUUGUACGGAGAAGUAUUUGGCUGAACAUGUGUAUAGACAUGGUGUCGUUGGUGGGCGAGACUUGGCGGGGACAGACAUACAAGGCAACACAAAGCAUCAGUGUCUCGGCCAACUGUAAACUUCGUCGCAUCUUCACCAUGAAGACCCAGCCACCCGACACAGCAGAGGAUGAGGAGAUGUAUGGCUGCCCACCAAGUAAUUCUGGAGAACUUGACCAGAUCCCCAAGUCUUGUCAACUGGCCAACGAUGUCCAGCAAAUAACACAGCUGCUUACAUUGACGAAGAUCCGACAUGGUGAGAGAUUAAGGGGCGGAAGUGGAGAUGUGAAUCAUGCAUCAGCCACACUGGAACUAGAUUUGAACUCCAGUGGACGCAGGACAUCCCUCAAUGAUUCGUUCCACAUAGCAUUUGGUUCCAAGGUACCGGGUAAAACGACUAGUCAGAACACGAGCAGGAAGUCAGCGCAGGGCAACAUGACCAACAGAAGUGUGAGAAGUACGUACUCCCGUAUGGAUUCUCAAACAGAAGACAUGUCUGAGGAGCAUUUUGAGUUGUCGUCUAGUAUAGCAAGUAAGGACGGAUUUCUGAGUGGGAGUGAUCACAGCCGGGAAGAUUCUGUCCAUCAGCCCUCCCACCAGAGACAAGGCUCGGACUCUCUCUCGCAGGUCGAUCUGGAAAUGAUGUCCCGAAUUGACAAACCCAAGCAGGAUUUUUCUAUGGUACAGCCCCACCCUCCUCGUGAGCCAUCAAAUGACCGACUACGACGAAAAAUACGUGUGAAGAAUGGAGGUAGCGGGGUCGGUAAGGACCGUGUUUCCAGUGCUGGAUCUGUGACAGAUGAGAACAUGAGUGUUGGUCCAAGUGUGCAAUCACAUCUAUCUGAGUCUGGAUACAGUAGUCAAAAAAGUAGUACCACCCCUCAUCGCCAACGCUUGAUAUCAGAUGGCGACCUCAAUUUGUCUGACGGCAGUGAAAAUACAACAGAUUCAGCAAGCCGUAACAGAUCUGCCGAGAUGGCGCGUGGUGUGAAGCCACAGGUGGUACCGAGGGUCUCUGACCGUUCAAAGGGGAAAUCGUCGGGAGGUUGCUUCAAAGGGGUGGGAGCCUCGGGUCAAGAUUCAUAUGAAAGACUGAGUCCCAAGACUUCAAAGGAGUACAACUGUGAGGACUAUCUGGAAGACAAACCGGAGCUGUUGGACGAUUCCAUGAGCAAUGUGAUAGAACUGCUGAAACAGAAGGCAGGUCUAGGGGGUAGGAUGGGACAGGACUGGGAUGAUCUGACGGACGAGGAGGAUAGCUCGGCUGAGGAUCUGGGACGGGAGGAGUAUGAGGAGAGUGAUGAGGAAGAUAAUGGCAACAGAGACAACAUUUUCCUGUUUGCGUCACGGCCAAAGUCGGCACCCCGGCGCCAUUUAUCACCUAGCCAGGCAGACAGUGGUCUGGAUCUUGACUCCUCGUCACAGUCAAGAACAUUGUCACUGCCAAGGAAUUCAAAGAAAGUUUCAAAGGACAUGGCCAGAGGGGCUCGUCCCGAGGAGGAUUUUUAUAAUAACAAUUCCAGUAGUGAGGAUGAUGACAUACACGUGCGGAAAAAGUUAACGGGAUCUCGCCCUAACAGUGGUUCAAACAGUCGGCCACAUAGCGGCACAAAUAGCCGGCCACAUAGUGGCACAAACAGUCGGCCACAAAGUGGCACAAACAGUCGACCUCAUAGUGGCACAAACAGUCAGCCACAAAGUGGCACGCAUAGUGGCACCAGUAGCCGAAAUCCCAGUGGUACAAUCAGAAGUGGUAUGAACAAUAUGGCUGUCAGUCCUAAAUCUGGUUUGGAGAAAAAGAUUGCGCGGACAGUUUUAAGUCCAGUACAGCCACAGAUUGCCAAUGAAAGUCCUGAACUCCGAUUCAGCUCCAACACAUCAGUAUUACAAGUUCCUGGAUUGAAUAACGGACAUUUAUCCAACAAUUCCAUGUCCAGAAUGAGUCGGAAAUCUUUACGUGAGAUUCCAAUGAAUGAUGCCAGGUUAAAAUCUUCUGAGAAGCCAUAUGACUUUUCAAAGUACCAAAUGGCAGACAUCACAGAAUCGUUUGAAGCCAAAAUGUUAUCCAGUAUGAAACGCCAUAAUGACGAGGAGCUGGAGGAUGUGGUCGAGUCGCCAAGGAAACAAACCGCCCCCAGCAUGCCCCUGAAUAAGAGUCCCCACUCGACACUGACACAGGAGCAAAACCCUCGUAACCUGUAUGAUUUCUCGCCUACCUUGACCAGUGAUGAUGACACAAGUCUCAGUACUUGGCAGGCUCCCCCUAACGCCCCUCACAACUACCAAGAUGAGAUGAAAUCCCGACUCAGCACAGACACGCUCACCUCCUCAAACCCCAGGGACUGGGGAAUGUUUAGUCCUCCCUUGCCAGUCUUCCAAAGCCAGCUGAAGAACUCCACGGAGGACCUAUCAGUGGGUAGCAAUAAUAACUCUCCGCGGAAGGAAGCUUCAGAUUUGAGUCCGCGGAAGGCAGGACUGUCAGCCAUGGGACGACAGGACACGACAGACGAUGAGUCUAUAGACGAGUUGGACUUACUCUACGAUCCCUGUCUCAGCUGUUAUUACGACCCAAGGAGCUGCAAAUAUUACGAACUUGUAUAGCAUUUUUUUCUGACCUUGUCCUCAAUCUCUCCCGCUGAUGUGUCCGUAAAGGGUAUAGAUCUGUUUUAAUUUUCCCAGCAUCUAUUUUAGCAAUUUGUAAUAUUACACUUUACAGUUUAUGAGUGAUUCGUUCAUCAGCAUUGCAAUAGAAUUUCUUUGAAUUUAAAAAAAAUAUAGCGGUGUUCAUUCAUUGUUAAGCAUUUCAGGUACAUAUUUCAUAAAAUAAAACCAUACUUGCCAUAGACAUUGUUCAAAGCUUCAACUGGUAAUGGUACAUGCAUUGUGUAACCUGCUGAUCUAUAGAAAAAACAUUGAAGAGAUGUAUUGCAGUAUUUAUAACAUUUUAGUCACCUGAUAUUAAGUUUUGAAGUCCAAAUGACUUCAGCUAAAAUAACUGGAUGUAUGAAUCUAAGAACAAAAUCUUCAAAAAGGAAGAAUUGGAAUCAACUUUUAAGUUUAACUUUCAAUGUUUUUCUGCUUAGGGAACAUCAGACCUAUUCUUUCCCACUGCAUGUCUUAAAUAAAAGGCAACUUAUUUGGUCAUCUCACAUUUUCUUAUUGCCUAUAAAAUGUUGACACUCCGUCCUCAAUGUAAAUAUUUGUACAGAUCAUGGUACCCCCAGAACAUCCAGCCAUGUCAGUUUUACAAAGGCUUUGCUAUGUAACCUACACUGUACGGUGCAGUAUUCUUGGCCAGUUCUGAUAUCAAUUUGAUGUAUUCACAGAAAGAUAUUGUCAUUAUUAUAUAUUUGCAAAUCAUUUUUAUAAGCAACACAGCCACAAAUUCAUGAUGUCACAUGACAUUUCAUUAAUAGCUGAUGAGUUGAAAGAUUUAUUUUAAUUUUGAUGAAGAGCAAUAUGAAUGCGUACACCAGGUGUGUAAAUCUAUGAAUGUAUGACAUUUUGAUUUAACUUCCUUGAUAUUUUUGUGAUGAGCAUUAUCUUACACAUCAGAAUUAUGGUUCCUUUUCAAAUUAUUAAUUCAAGGAUAGUUACAGGUGUUUUAAUGUGAAACACUUCUGAAAGGAGGUUCAUUUUACUAAUAAGGUAGCAUAUACCCUUAAGCUAUGUUUGAAUUACCAUAUUUUACCUGUGAUAAACCCAUGUAUCCUAGUGCUAAAAAAGACGGUAAAAUGAACUGCUUGUUCACGGAGUUUUACCUAAAAUGUGCACUCGUACGUGUGAAAUAUUAAAAAUAAUAGAUGGUCUUAUUACUGAGCAAGGGUUUAUAAAGUGAAGGUAGGAUUUUCACUGAUAACAUAUUACUCAGCGUGAAUUUAUUACUUAGUGUGGUCUUAUUAUUGAGGAUGGUUAAUUACCAGCUAAACGUUGUUUAUCACUAGUAAAAUAUGGGUAUUUUUACUUAACACAUACUUAAUGAUAUAAUGUAUGUGUCAGCGAUUUAAGCUCAAGUCAGUAUCAUCUCUGGUUGUGUGAAUUGUCACCUUUUUGGGAAAACGUUGUCAUGCUUCAAGAGAAAUAUUAUAACCUUCAUCAGGAACUAUCUUACUUGUUAAUCUGAGUUAUCAAAUGCACAUGAAUUACACAUAUACGAUUGUUUGAAACGCAUUGUUUUGAACAGAUUGUUUAUAAUUACAUAAGAACACCUGUCAUCUGUUAAGUGGUUGUUUGAUAUCCCUUUGUGAUGAGACUGUAACCAAAGUACCAUAUUGAAAGCAUUUAAUUAUCAUUUAUAUACUUCAUAAAUAAGUUUGGAAUACAAUUUGUGUGGAGUUACUAGCAUACAAUCUUGCAAAUUCCUAUACUUUUUAUGUGACUGUUUAAGUGCAUUAUCUAGAUGUUGUGGUACAGUUUAACUAAUGUGAUAAUCACACAGACCCAUUUGUUGGGUAUCAAUACUUACAGUAUGUCUCGAAAUUGCUCCAUGUCUUUUGAAAUUUUCAUCUGUAAGAGUUGAAAUUUUGAAAGUCUCUGUCUUUCCGCAAAGAGAUAUUGACACAGAAGUAUUAAGCUUGCAAACAGUAUUUAAAACAAUGAUAACUGCUGUAAAAAUGUGUAUGUGAAAAGACAAGAGUACUUGUGUCUAGUGAGGGUAUUUAUAAUCUGAGUUAAAGACAUGUUUGUAAAAGGGUUGGGGUGCCUAGUUUGCACCCAUUGACAGUAUGACUGGGAUUAAUGAGAAAAGGGUUUUACAGUGUCAAUGUGAAUGUCCAGUAAAGAUUAAAAUGAUGAAUGCAAUAAAGCAGUUUUACCUGUCAGUUAAAACUCAUUUUCAAACACCCAGUCUUAUUCUUGCUGUUUACCGUACUAGCUGUGGAAAUCUAUUGAGAGUUCAGGUCAUCAAAGCUUUGUGAUCGACAGUUUCAUUGUAAACAUUUUCUGACCACAUGAAAUUACAGACCUGAAAAUUGUGGAGGUCAUCAUUGUGUGGCUAUGUUAAUACCUUUGUGUAGUUAAUAUACAUUGAGCUGUAAAAGGAACAGGUGGAUGUAUUAUUAUUUGUUCUGCUGCUUCCAAGUGAACAUAUACAUAUACUGGUACAUUAUACUGUGGUGUUAUACCAUCAGAAUGACACUUUCAUAUCGUAGAUCGAGAGAAUGACAAAAAAACACCUGAUACUACAUGUGAGGUAUAAUUUUUGGUUGACCUUACUGUAUACUGGGAAACAGUCAAAUUUUCGCCCUCCACUGAAAGAAUCCAUUUUUGUGCUGUGUUAUUUUCGCCCUCCACUGGUAGAAUCCAUUUACACUCGUGUUAUUUUCGCCCUUCACUGGUAGAAUCCAUUUACACUCGUGUUAUUUUCGCCCUCCACUGGUAGAAUCCAUUUACACUCCGUGUUAUUUUCGCCCUUCAGAUGUUAUUACUAUGUAUAGUAUGUUGUGUAUUUAUUUGUCACCACCGUGAUAAAUUCGCUCACAUUACGGAGGGCGGAAAAAGGCAAAAUUAAACUGACGAAAACUUCCCAAUACCAUGUAUACAGAUUGUGUACAGUUAAACCUCGAUGUAAUUCCCCACGUUUAAUUUUCAACCUCAUUUACCACACACAUAUAUCAAGGACUCUUAUUCCACCUUUCCUUUACUCAUUCACCCCUGAAAUUUCAUAAUGAACUAUUCUAACCUUUGAAUUGGAAGGGUUCAAAUGUGUCUUCAGAGGUGAAUGAGUUAACAAAUCUUUAUGCAUUCCCAAAUGUUUCGUAAAACCCCAUCUGCAAUAUCCUCAGGAUUAGCGCACUUAUAUUCUGUGCAACUCUGGAAUAUGUCAUGGCAAAAUGGAAGGCAUGCGGCUAUAGCUAUGUGGUUAUUAUUGGGUAAAAAUAUAUACAGACUUCUGCCCUUUAGAGAUUACAGAGCUGCGACACCCCACUUCAAAGUCAGUCAAUUUUACUGAAAUGCUGCCAUUGGAUUUUUUUGAUUUUCAUCAAAUGAUCAAACUAGUCUUCGUGUAUCAUGAAUAAGGUGGCACACAUUGAGCCUUCAAUUUCUUCAUGACUAUUCCAGGAGAUGGCCCUGUAAGUUGUAAAGAGUUUGUGCCCAAUCCCUUUUGACUGUUUAAUGUCAAUAAAAUUCGUUUGAAUGAAAAAUAAAUCCAGGAGUGCAGAAAGCGCAAGUAAGCGUUGCUCCAGGAAUAUCGAGUAUGGCUAAAACCCUUUAUAGUGCCACAAUUUUUCUUAUGACUAAUAGGGUCAGUAUAAAAAGGGUUUGCAACAAGUAUUCCGAGCAAAGUCAAUGUGCUAUCAGGAUACAUGUCAUUGUAUGUGUAAUUAUUACUUAUAAAUGGGUUGAAUGUACAGGUAGUGUAAAACCAGCGUAAUGUGAUGUUUAAUAACAUAUCAAUGUGUAAUGUCAAUGUCACAUUUUAUGUACACAAGUCUGUGAUCCAAAGAGAGAGUGCGAAAUAAAAGUAGAAAUAUG